Lingula anatina is the source of this 3491-nucleotide messenger RNA. RefSeq lists its product as uncharacterized. Lineage: Eukaryota; Metazoa; Brachiopoda; Lingulata; Lingulida; Lingulidae. The record is from RefSeq and is a predicted model, not a curated record.
ACUGAGCAGCAGCAUUCAUUGCCCGAGUCGCAUGCGUAGAAGAUUGUGUGGGUGAAAAUAUUUGCCGCAGAAGUCGGUGCACUUGUUUAUAGUUCUCAUCGAAUUUCCACCUUUUGGCUUUGUAUUGUGAAAGACGGAAAUGUAUGGUUUGUUCUUCCAAAGGUAUAAAUAGUGACUAAAUGUUUUCGCAGCUUCAGACGUAGGAAAUUAUAGGAGGAGCGUGUUAUGACUACCUGUGCCAUCCCCAAACAGUAACAAGCUGUCACCGGAGUGCCUGUGAGAAGACUGAGUGCUGCGGUAGAGAAAAACAAUACCGAGUUAUUGUACGUACGUAUAAGACCAUAUGGUCAUUCAAUGAGAGAUCUGAUCUGGGGGUGGUAGCUGUUAUAAGUGCCGACCAAAUUCGUAACCCGGUACUCACAGAAAGAAGCAGCGCCAUUUAAAACUGAAGCUGCUAGCGAAGUUUAGAAGAACUCUCAAUUGCCAAUUCCACAAUUGCAGUUGCCAUCUGUGAACCUGAUAGCUAUUGAAAGUAAUCUAAUCGUUCGAGGAACAAAACAGGAAAUUAAGCGUCUUGCAGGACUGUGUCAUAACUUUAAGGUACAAGAUAAACUGUCGGCGAGGUCAGUGUUACCUUUACUUGGAGACAAGGGGAGACGGCAGGUACGGAGAACGGGCAAUUUUUCUGCAAUAAAAGCCAGACUUUUUAGUGUUUAUCUCUAAGGACAGUUCUCACAUAGAGAGACGGGCACCUGCAACGUACCAGGCAUCAUGGCGGCCAUUACAGCUGACUCCCUGACAAUAACGUUCUUCCUUACUUUGAUGGUUUUAAGUUCACCUUUGGUACACUGUGUGAUCAACUCUCAAAUGCUUAGAGAUGCACAAAACCUCGACCAAGCGCCAUACGGAAGAUACAUCGAAGAAGACAUAGUGAUACCAAACGAUUCACAAGAAGAAGAAAAUUCUCACCGAUAUCAAUCACAAGCUGUAAGUCUAAAACGUUUGGAGUACUUAUUUAACAAACUUGAAAAUAACAUCAUGAGAAACGAACCUCUUAAAAGACAGUGGAGUAAAUCUAUGACAAUGUGGGGCAAACGAUCUCCAUAUUUUUAUUCGGAAGAUAUGGAGGAUCCACACGCACUUCGUCUUCGGAGACGUUCGCUGGAGAAAACGGAUGAUAACAACAAAACAAAGGAAAAAACAGACUUUCAAUUAACCAAUAAUGUUAUACGCAGUUGGAAAUCUGGCGGCAUGAAACUGUGGGGCAAACGGCCGUUUGAUAAAGAAAUGGAAGAAAGCCGAGACGCCGAUUUGAAAAAACUAGGCGAAAAUAUGGAUUGGAAACAAAAAGAACGUGAUCUGAAACGUUCAUGGUCCGGCAAUGCCAUGAAACUUUGGGGGAAACGUGAUAACACCUUCGAUGAUCAACACGAUAAAAAGAGUUGGAGUUCAAAGAAUAUGAAGCUUUGGGGAAAGCGCGAAGAUGACAAGCGUUCAUGGAACUCCAAAAGUUUAAAAGUUUGGGGAAAACGAGAUGUGGACCAAGAUGAAGAAGAAAACAACAAACGCUCUUGGAGUUCAAAAAAUAUGAAGCUAUGGGGGAAGCGCAACGAACAAAAAGACGGUCUAGAAUAUGAAAAACGGCCAUGGAGCUCGAAAAGCAUGAAACUAUGGGGAAAGCGUGAUAAUUCUGUUGAGGCUGACAUCAACGAAAAACGCCAGUGGAACUCAAACGGUAUGAAGGUUUGGGGUAAACGCAUGGAUGGCGAAAUAAUUGAUGAACUUAGCAACAAACGCAAAUGGAACUCAAAAGAAAUGAAACUUUGGGGCAAAAGGGACAGCGUACAACAUAACGCCUUGAAUGAAAAAAGAGGGUGGAACGCAAAAGGCAUGAAACUGUGGGGAAAACGUAGCGAAAACGACGAAAAGCGACCAUGGAAUGGCAAAGGGAUGAAACUUUGGGGAAAAAGAGACUCGUCAGGAUAUGAAAGUGAGAGCAACAACUACCCGUACCUUUACCGUAAGCACAGUAUAGAUGUAGAUAGCAAAAGGUCUUGGAAGUCCGGGGGCAUAAAACUGUGGGGCAAACGUGACAUGGUCGACGAUGAUGUUGAUUUAGUCAGUAACACAGCCGGCGGUGUGAAGAGGCCGUGGAACUCCGGCAUGAAGUUAUGGGGCAAAAAGCGAGCCUCAGAUAGCCUGCGUGAUCUUGAUUCUGCCAAAAGCGACUCCUGGAUACAGGAUGGCAAAAGAAGUUGGAUUGGCAAAAAUCCUUGGGCCACAAAAAUUGGCUUUGAUCCAUCCAAACGCUGGAGGUCAAUGAAAUUAUGGGGGAAACGUGAUUCUGGCCAAAGUCAGCAUGACUAUGAAGAUGCCUUUAACAAGUGGAACUCCAUGAAACUUUGGGGUAAAGAUUUAACCAGUUUAAUAAAGGCGGAAGUUGGAAAUAAUCCAAACACUAAAACAUUGUCGAACGAGUUUGAAGAAAAGGUUUUCGAUCAUGGCGUUGACAAUGAGACUAAUACAGAAACAGGUAGCAGUCCCUUGAAUAAGGAGAUUUCAAACGAACAUGUUACUACUCGUGCACACACCUUGAGUAAACGAUCUGGAUGGAUGCCACGAGAAGGGCUUCGUAACAUGUGGGGUUAGGGGUAUUAUCCACAGCAGUGAACACGAUGACCCUCUUCAUCCUUUUAAUAUACAGGCACCCUACUUUAUUUAAUGUCUGUUAGUAAGCCAUCUCCGAUGUCUAGUUUUCAGUUUCUUUUCUUCUCUCACUUUCUCUCAAUGUUGCUCUUCUUUCUCGUGUUUGAGUUCCUCUUUUAGUUGGUCAGUCGUAACACAAUAGUACUUCAGACAGGUCUAGUAACUAAACAGCAUCUGGACUUUGAAAGUGUUCUUCACAGAUAUGUGGCUGUAAAUUAAACAUAUAGUCUACAACUUCACACCUGUCUAAAGAUCAUCUUACGAUAAAUCAGUUUAAAAUUUGAUGUAUUUUAGAGUAACGGUAGAGUAAGACUACCCUCUACCAGAGCGACAGGUUGAUUUUCCAGAUAUUCACCGAUAUGUCUAUAGAUAAAUAGACAGUCAUUUUGGCUCUCAGUCAAAAAUGUCUACAAUAAUAACUGUGGCCCUGGUAGAGGGUAGAGUAAGACGUGUCGAAGCAUAUACGGUGUAGAUCAUGUAACAUUGCCUUCCUGGGUGGGGUUUUUGUUAAAACCUCCGGCGUAGGAAAAUGUCGACAAGUUGUCGAAGUUUUAUUCUUCAUAGAUCAUAGUCAAUGAAUACCAACACUAAAUAAUGAAAACAUUUGCUUUUCGUCAACAUAAGAAUUGUGGUUCAUGAGGCAAUGACAAUCUUCUGUUCAAGUCCAACAAAUUUACAUUUUGAUCAAAUAAGAUAACAGAACAAAAGAUAGUUACUUGCAUUCAGAAGCGAUCAUGCAAUUUGUUGGGAAUGAUUAAGAGUUUCGUUUCUCUCAAACUGUUUUU